Molecule: messenger RNA, 336 nt
Organism: Macrosiphum euphorbiae (potato aphid)
Lineage: Eukaryota; Metazoa; Arthropoda; Insecta; Hemiptera; Aphididae
Source: the annotation of a GenBank genome assembly
AUGAUCACCACCCCCCGAUCACAACCCCCUCCCCCAACCGGGAGGGUAACCUCAGGGACGCAGACCAGCAGGCCAAAUAGCCCUCUGGCCACCACUAAAGCUCAAACAAACGCGGCAGUGGGGCAGGCAACGCCCUGCCCCACGUGCAGCCACCUCCGGGACAACCCCACAUUAAUGGAAAUUGACCCCGCGGCCACCUCAAAGGCCAAAUCAAAAAAGAAGAAGGCCCGCAAGGCUACACAGCAAGGGCCUACCGCCCCACCCCCACUAAGACUGACACGAGCACACAAGGAGCCUCCACCCCAAGGGCCCCUGAACAGUGGACUGAAGUGGUAG